Molecule: messenger RNA, 2661 nt
Organism: Prionailurus viverrinus (fishing cat)
Lineage: Eukaryota; Metazoa; Chordata; Mammalia; Carnivora; Felidae
Product: guanylate cyclase D-like
Exons: 19
Coding region: 375-2480 (701 amino acids)
Biological process (GO): receptor guanylyl cyclase signaling pathway; intracellular signal transduction; protein phosphorylation
Molecular function (GO): protein kinase activity; guanylate cyclase activity; ATP binding
Source: RefSeq, a predicted model, not a curated record
CACGGAGACUGUGAUUCCACUGAGUGGGGACUGAGGUGUCCCCGCUCUUUGGGACCAUCUAUGAUGCUGUUGUCCUGCUGGCCCAUGCCCUGAACCGCUCUGAGAGCCAUGGGGCAGGACUCUCGGGGGCCCACUUGGGAGACCAUACAGGGGCUCUGAAUGUGGCUGGCUUUAGCCAGAGGAUCCGGACGGAUGAGAAGGGCAGGAGAUUGGCUCAGUACGUCAUCUUGGACACAGAUGGUCAGGGAAGCCAGCUGGUCCCCACCCACAUUCUGGACACAGGCACGUGGCAAGUGCAGCCCCUGGACAGGGCCAUUCACUUUCCAGGAGGGGCCCCUCCAGCACGUGACUCCAGCUGCUGGUUUGACCCCAAUAUGCUAUGCAUGAGAGAUGCACAGCUCCCGGGGAGCUUCCUCGCUUUUGUCCUGGCAUGUGUCCUGUUGCUGGCUGGCGGGACCCUCACUUGCCUCAUCAGAUUGGGCAUCCAACAGCUACAGCUGCUACGGGGCCCCCACCGGAUCCUGCUGACAGCCCAGGAGCUCACCUUCAUCCAUCGGCCGCCAAGCAGACGGAGGCUGCACGUGGACAAUGUGAGUGAAUCAAGAAGUGUGGCAGAUGGCGGGAGCCUGAGAUCGGUGGCCCAGGGGUCAGCAAAGAGCCUGCCGGCCCCCCAGGAGCCCACCAAUGUGGCCCUGUACCAGGGGGAGUGGGUGUGGCUGAAGAGGUUUGAAGCAGGCACAGCCCCUGAGCUUCGGCCCAGCUGCCUCAGCCUCCUGAGAAAGAUGCGGGAGAUGCGGCAUGAGAACGUUGCUGCCUGCCUGGGCUUCUUUGUGGCCCCUGGGGUCAGUGCUCUAGUGCUGGAGCACUGUUCCCGGGGCAGCCUGGAGGACCUGCUGCGGAAUGAAGCUCUGCGGCUGGACUGGACUUUCAAGGCCUCUCUGCUGCUGGAUUUGAUCCGUGGCAUGCGGUAUCUGCACCAUCGACAUUUCCCUCACGGACGCCUCAAGUCCCGAAACUGUGUGGUGGAUGGGCGCUUUGUUCUCAAGGUCACUGACCACGGUUAUGCAGAGCUCCUGGACGUUCAGCGGGCUCCCCGCCCCCGGCCAGCCCCAGAAGAGCUGUUGUGGACGGCUCCAGAGCUGUUGCGGGGGCCCGGGGCGCCGGGACGGGGCACCCUCAAAGCAGACAUCUUCAGCAUCGGCAUCAUCCUGCAGGAGGUGCUGACUCGAGGCCCACCCUACUGCUCCUCAGGGCUCUCCGCAGAAGAAAUCAUCAGGAAGGUGGCGUCGCCCCCUCCCCUGUGCCGGCCCCUGGUGUCCCCUGACCAUGGGCCGCCCGAGUGUAUCCAGCUGAUGGAGCAGUGCUGGGAGGAGGCUCCAGAGGACAGACCCAGUCUAGACCAGAUCUACACCCAGAGCUGGUGCUGGAAAUCUCGGCCUCCUGGCCCCAGAGCAAAGAGGUCGUUUGUGGCUGUGGAGACAAUCAAUGCUGGUUCCCCUUGUCCCCGCAGCAAACGUUGCCAAGGAGAGGCUCAGCGAGCAAGAGGGGCGUCCAGACAGUUCAAAAGCCUCAAUCAAGGCAAGAAGACCAGUGUUGCUGACUCUAUGCUGUGGAUGCUGGAGAAGUAUUCCCAGAACCUGGAGGACCUGAUCCAGGAGCGGACUGAGGAACUGGAGCUGGAGAGGCAGAAGACAGAGAGGCUACUCUCUCAGAUGCUCCCUCCGUCUGUGGCUGGAGCUCUGAAAAUGGGGGCAACUGUGGAGCCAGAGUACUUUGACCAGGUUACCAUAUACUUCAGUGACAUUGUGGGUUUCACCAUCAUCUCAGCCCUGAGCGAGCCCAUUGAGGUGGUAGGCUUGCUCAACGACCUCUACACACUGUUUGAUGCUGUUCUGGGCAGCCAUGAUGUGUAUAAGGUGGAGACCAUCGGGGAUGCCUACAUGGUGGCCUCAGGGCUGCCCCGGCGCAACGGGAGCCGGCAUGCGGCCGAGAUCGCCAACAUGGCCCUAGACAUCCUCAGCUCUGUGAGAGGCUUCCGGAUGAGGCACGCGCCCGAUGUACCCAUUUACAUCCGGGCUGGUCUGCACUCAGGGCCCUGUGUGGCAGGGGUCGUUGGUCUCACCAUGCCUCGGUACUGCCUCUUUGGUGACACUGUGAACACCGCAUCCCGGAUGGAGUCCACAGGACUGCCAUACAGGAUUCAUGUCAACAGAAGCACGGUCCAGACGCUGCUCAGCCUGGAUGAAGGCUACACAGUUGACAUCAGAGGCCAGACUGAGCUAAAGGGGAAGGGCAAAGAGGAGACCUACUGGCUGGUGGGGAAGGCAGGCUUCCCCAGGCCCCUCCCCACCCCGCUGAACAUCAAACCUGGGGAUCCCUGGCAGGACCUCAUAAACCAAGAAAUCAAGGUGGCCUUUGCCAAAGCGCGCCAGGGUAUGGCCAGGCCCGGGAGCUCGGGUCAGGCCUUCGCUGGGCCCUGAGGAGGAAAACAGUGGGGCAGGGGCCUGUCCCAGCCCAGAAACUCUUGUGCCUACGUACCCCCAAACCCUCCUUCUACUCCGGUCCCCGCAGAGAAUGCUCUUGCCCAGCAACCUGAAAGCCAACAGAGUGCUCGUUAAGAAGUGCCCUAGAGCGAUAUUAACUGAUGCAUUCCAGUAUGAA